AUCGAUAUCUCAGCCGUUAGAUUUAAUAUGCGAUCUGAUUGCUCAAAAAAUAGACUCUCCGUCUUUGCCUAUAAAAACAAUUUCACAUCUUUCUCACCCAAAUCUACUCUUAACCGUUCUUCUUCUUCUACAGACAUCAAUUUCUCUCGAGAUAAACUAAAUCUUCGCUGAAAAAAUGUCGGGUCGUGGAAAGGGAGGAAAAGGUUUGGGUAAGGGAGGAGCCAAGCGUCACAGGAAGGUUCUGAGAGACAACAUCCAAGGAAUCACCAAGCCUGCGAUUCGAAGAUUGGCUCGUAGAGGUGGAGUCAAGCGUAUCAGUGGUCUCAUCUACGAGGAGACUCGUGGCGUCCUCAAGAUCUUUCUCGAGAACGUGAUUCGUGAUGCUGUCACUUACACCGAGCACGCUAGGAGGAAGACUGUGACCGCCAUGGAUGUUGUCUACGCUCUCAAGAGGCAAGGAAGGACUCUUUACGGAUUCGGUGGUUAAUUAGAGUUUUUCAGAUCCGCGUUUGUGUUUUCUGGGUUUCUCACUUAAGCGUCUGCGUUUUACUUUUGUAUUGGGUUUGGCGUUUAGUAGUUUGCGGUAGCGUUCUUGUUAUGUGUAAUUACGCUUUUUCUUCUUGCUUCAGCAGUUUCGGUUGAAAUAUAAAUCGAAUCAAGUUUCACUUUAUCAGCGUUGUUUUAAAUUUUGGCAUUAAAUUGGUGAAAAUUGCUUCAAUUUUGUAUCUAAAUAGAAGAGACAACA
Messenger RNA from Arabidopsis thaliana (thale cress), 745 nucleotides. Its product is annotated as Histone superfamily protein. The transcript has a single exon. NCBI's taxonomy places the organism in Eukaryota, Viridiplantae, Streptophyta, Magnoliopsida, Brassicales, Brassicaceae. Bases 176 to 487 code for a protein of 103 amino acids. The record is from RefSeq and is marked reviewed. Gene Ontology annotation, molecular function: structural constituent of chromatin; DNA binding; protein heterodimerization activity. Gene Ontology annotation, cellular component: chromosome; nucleosome; nucleus.